AUGGGUAGAGUAAAGUUGUUUCAUCUGACCAGUAAACGUGCAAACCGAGAGAAAAUGUCUUCGUAUCUGAAUGCCACCUUGUUGCUCAUGAGUCUGUUCUCGAUUGUUCUCGUCAAGACCUCUCUAGCGGAACCGAUACAACAUGCCAUCCCAUCGAUGGAACCUGAGUUGAUCGAGUACGACUAUCCGGAGCCCGCCUAUCGGCCGUACUAUGCGUGGAGACGGGCAUUUGAUGGUCGAUUCCGCCCGGGACCGCAUGCCGAUGGUCGACUGAACAAGAAAUCGUUUUUGUUGGACAGCCGAUUGGGUUAG
Molecule: messenger RNA, 312 nt
Organism: Echinostoma caproni
Lineage: Eukaryota; Metazoa; Platyhelminthes; Trematoda; Plagiorchiida; Echinostomatidae
Source: the annotation of a GenBank genome assembly